AUGAAGUAUCUUUUUUCUGCUAUAAGCUUGCUGGUCCUGGUAUGGUGGGAGGUCUCUCAGGCUGUCUAUGUCAAGGAUGGGAACUCUUCCUUCCAGUUAGAAGCUGUAAAGAAGCUGAAGCAGCUUCACGAAAUGGUCAGAACUAGAAGCCCUCAUUUAGUCAUUUCUUCUUCUGAUGUCAUCUGCACCCAGAAUGAUCUCCCUGCAGAGUUCAGAGAGGUGUGUAAUCAAGGAGAAGCACCACAAGUCUUCCCACGACUGAUGCAAGCUAUCGAGGAGCUGGAUUUGUGUGAGAUCUGUUUCAGCAAAGCAUGUGCAGGCUGUUAA
This is a messenger RNA of Bombina bombina (fire-bellied toad), 327 nucleotides long. RefSeq names its product guanylin-like. The record is from RefSeq and is a predicted model, not a curated record. The transcript is spliced from 3 exons. NCBI's taxonomy places the organism in Eukaryota, Metazoa, Chordata, Amphibia, Anura, Bombinatoridae. The coding region runs from base 1 to 327 and encodes 108 amino acids. Gene Ontology annotation, cellular component: extracellular region. Gene Ontology annotation, molecular function: guanylate cyclase activator activity.